Molecule: messenger RNA, 624 nt
Organism: Metarhizium acridum CQMa 102
Lineage: Eukaryota; Fungi; Ascomycota; Sordariomycetes; Hypocreales; Clavicipitaceae
Source: RefSeq, a predicted model, not a curated record
AUGGCUAUCCUCCUAAAUAUUCGAGGAUAUUCUCGCAUAAUUUACGCAGAUACGAGGAUUCGCAAUCAAUGGUUAGGAGAACUUCCACGACAGCUUGAAUGGGGUUAUACGGUCAACAGGGGCGAUGUUGAGGACGAUGCCGAGGAAACUGAACGAGAGAUUGGAGACGAUUGCAUUGAUUUAUUGAAGGGCUACAACCUUCCGAGAUGCCUCCUUUUAUACACAAAAUGCCUCCAUCCCAGCUCGGCCUCGAAACUCCCAACAGCACAUCUAGGCUUAUCAAGUUUGGGAUCUCAAAGCCCUGUAUCUGACGAGUCCCCAUCCAACAAGAGCCCCUUCGCACUAUAUCUAUCCGUCCUCUCCAUCUUCUCCAAUGUCAAACUUCUGUAUAACUGCCCUGCUGCACCUGGUGCCUACGGAGCCCCGUAUGGUGCUUCUGCAAGUCCUCUUGCUCUGUCUUGGUCCUUGACAUGGGAACCUAGCAGUUUGAAGAACGCUGGAAAUGCUUCUCGGGAGAACGCCAAGGUCGACGCUGCAGAUGUCUGGGAUACGCUCGGAGACGACGUGACUACCCUGAAUGGUGAUUUGGUUGGCUGUGUUGGAUGGUACGAAGUCCUCCAUUGA